AUGUCUGAUAAAACUGUAUCUGUAUGUUGUAAUGAUAUCAAAUGUCAAUAUUCCGAUAAAAAUCAACUAAACAAGCCUACUUGUGGUGGUAGAGCUCCAGAGAAAAAACGUACGUACAAUGCUGAAUUUCAUAUUCGAUGGUUUAACGCAUCUCCUGGCACAUAUGAAAGACCUAUAUUAAGUAUUAAUAAUGAAUUUCCAGCACCUACUAUUAUAGUAGAGAAAGGUAAUUUAAUCAAUACAACAAUAAUUAAUGAAUCAUCAGAAGAAACUACGAUUCAUUGGCAUGGUUUAAUACAACGAAAUACAUUACAUAUGGAUGGUGUUCCAGGUAUCACUCAAUUUGCUAUAUUACCAAAUCAAUUAUUUGUAUAUACGUAUUCUACGGGUGAUCAAUCAGGUACUUAUUGGUAUCAUUCACAUUAG
Messenger RNA from Rotaria sp. Silwood1, 426 nucleotides. The record is from the annotation of a GenBank genome assembly. Lineage: Eukaryota; Metazoa; Rotifera; Eurotatoria; Philodinida; Philodinidae.